UCAGUGAGCUCUUAUCGCUGUGUCGGUAGGUCCAACAGGCUUCCUUAUACCCCACUGCUAAACUGAUGUUGGGACCGUUUGGUAGCUAAAAACUGACACUUUACUCUACAAAAUGGAAUAUCUGCUCCAGGUGAAAAUAGGCGCUCUGAUCGGGCUGCUGCUCUUAACUCUUUUUUUUGGAUUCAUCCCUGCUCGAGUCCAAUGGUUCAGAGACACACACGGGACAGAGACCCACCGCACUGUUCUGAGUCUGAUCAGCUGUUUUGCCGGAGGAGUUUUUCUGGCAGCAUGUUUGCUCGACAUCAUUCCAGAUUAUUUGUCAGACAUCAACACGGAGCUCGAUAUUCGGGAAGUGGAGACCAACUUUCCCCUUCCAGAGUUCAUCAUUGCAGCCGGCUUCUUCACGGUCCUCAUCCUGGAGAGGAUUGUCCUGAACUGCCGGGAGCUGAGAGGGAGUCACGCAGAGAGGGCACCUCUUAUACCAGACAACAGGGACAGGAACGGCCACGGCCACGGCCACGGCGUGACCACAAGCCCGGAUCUGGAGGGCAGCGGCCACCACGUCCACGCUGACUUUCAGGCUCACUCCCCGUUUCGUUCCUUUAUGCUCUUCCUCUCUCUCUCGCUGCAUUCGGUUUUUGAGGGCCUUGCUAUCGGCCUGCAGAACACAGACUCAAAGGUAUUAGAGAUUUGCAUCGCCAUUCUUGUCCACAAGAGCAUCAUUGUGUUCAGUCUGUCUGUGAAGUUGGUCCAGAGCGCCGUUCGUCCAUUAUGGGUCGUCGCCUACAUCGGAGUGUUCGCCGUGAUGUCACCUUUAGGCAUCGCCAUCGGCAUCAGCGUGGUGGAGGCUCAGCUCACAGCAGGGGCUCUGAUCCAGGCCGUCCUGGAGGGGCUCGCCGCAGGGACGUUUGUUUACAUUACCUUCCUGGAGAUCCUCCCACAUGAGCUCAACUCCCCUGGGAGGCAGCUCCUCAAGGCGCUCUUCAUCCUGCUGGGCUUCAGCAUCAUGGCGGCGUUGACGUUUAUGGGCUGAGACCUAUCGUCAUUUCAGCUGUCAGAUCUGUCGGGACGCUGCUGUAAGGUUCCGCCGGUAUCUGGGUCACGUUCUACCUCAUGUUAAAGAGAAGACGAAUGAGGUUCACUGUGUUCAUUGAGUUUUAAAUGUCAAAGGGAGCAUGACAAUGUGUUUUAUUGCUUUCAGUAUACUCGUGUAACUUUUAGAAUGUUAUGAUGGAGGAGUCCAGACAAUUUUUUAUCACUUCCUGUUAAGAUGAUUUUAUGUCAAGAGGAGCCACUGAUUACAAAGUUGAAUGACUGAGAGGAAAACAGGAGUGAAUUCUCCCACAUAUCACUGACCUUGUUUUGAAACCCACAAACCAAACCGCCUUUCACACUAUUAAGGAAACUACUGGAAACAAAGAUCGGUGUUGUAAAUACAUGAUACCUUGUCAUUAUUUCAUUCUUGUCAAUAUAUCGGUACCUCCAGAUCUUUAAUGUUUACAUAUGAAUCAUGACAAAGACAGAGGGGAAGUUUGACAGCUUCUUGCUUCCAAAAAGCACUGACUGUGCCUUUUUUUUUUCUUUUUGAAAGAUUUUAAUUUGCACUGUUUUAUCUCAACUAUGUAUGCCAGCCUUUAUAAAGUAUUAUAAAUGGCGCUUCCAUUGGCACAUGUUCAUUAGCGUUUACGGCUCAUUACAAAUUGGAUAAUGCUGCAUUUCCUACACUUGUCCAGUCCACAAGUGUAAAUGUUAAGUGUUUGAUGCCUUAUUUUGAUUGUGGACCAAUGCAAAAGUACAACACAAAUAUCUAACUCUUCAUAUGUUCUGGUAAUAUUUUGCUGGACACAGUAAAGCACAUCAAUUCUCCAUCACUUCUUUUGCAGAGAAUUGAAGAGUAUUUGGGAAAACAAUACAUUUUAAUAAGUAUAGUCUUAUCUGUGUUUCAGCCUGCUCCCACUCAGAAGGAACUACUGAGUCUUAUUUGUGCAUGCAGAGCAGUAAACUGUUACGAUUCCUGUUUUUGUCCGUCAUGUGAUGAUCAGAUUGUUUCCUCAUUUUUGGCAAACAGGAAGUAGGAAUAUACGGUUUGAUAAAAGAGAAACUGUCAGCAAAUAAGUUGUUACGGUCAAUUCAAUGUGGGAUUUUUCAAUGUUUCUACAGCUGCUUUUUUUUUUUUUUUUUCAAUAAAUGGUCAUCUUUUGUUUCCUUAAAACAUUAGUGCCGUUUCUGUCUUGUCAGUGUAAAUCUUCACAGCAUCAACCUGCUGGUACUCUAUUGGCUGUGUUUUUGCAAUCAGAGCUGCAUGUAUGACAUUGUGCCUUAUGGUCACUGGUUUCAUGGGAGAGGUGACUUUGUAUGUAAAAUGAAUCAGAGCAAAUAUAUUAAAACACUAAAACUAAGUGCAA
Messenger RNA from Stegastes partitus (bicolor damselfish), 2405 nucleotides. RefSeq names its product solute carrier family 39 member 1 (gene slc39a1). The transcript has 4 exons. Gene Ontology annotation, cellular component: plasma membrane. Gene Ontology annotation, biological process: zinc ion transmembrane transport. Lineage: Eukaryota; Metazoa; Chordata; Actinopteri; Pomacentridae. Bases 113 to 1033 code for a protein of 306 amino acids. Gene Ontology annotation, molecular function: zinc ion transmembrane transporter activity. The record is from RefSeq and is a predicted model, not a curated record.